Schistocerca gregaria is the source of this 3405-nucleotide messenger RNA. It is a transcript of the gene LKRSDH, whose product is annotated as alpha-aminoadipic semialdehyde synthase, mitochondrial. NCBI's taxonomy places the organism in Eukaryota, Metazoa, Arthropoda, Insecta, Orthoptera, Acrididae. The transcript has 18 exons. Gene Ontology annotation, cellular component: cytoplasm. The record is from RefSeq and is a predicted model, not a curated record. Bases 76 to 2970 code for a protein of 964 amino acids. Gene Ontology annotation, molecular function: saccharopine dehydrogenase activity.
ACGCUGCAAAGCGUGUCAGAUGUCUGCGAGGGAGCACUAGCGCAGGGGCUCCACACCAGGCAAAGGGAGGGCACUAUGAACCAGAUCAUCUUUGCGAGUGCUAAGAACACAGUUGUACAGAGGCAACAUGUUAGAUACGUUCAGAAGACGGUCCGCGGCAAGGUGAUAGCAAUCCGGCGGGAGGACCAGUCAGUAUGGGAACGACGUGCUCCGCUGGCGCCCACCAACGUCCGACGCCUGGUUCGCGCCGGCGUCAAAGUCAUCGUGCAGCCGUCAAAUCGGCGCGCCUACCCUAUGCAGGCAUAUGCAUCAGCGGGCGCUGUUAUUCAAGAAGAUAUUUCGGAGGCAUCCGUGAUAUUCGGCGUUAAGCAGGUUCCGAUUGAUCAGCUGCUGCCCAACAAGACGUACUGCCUGUUUUCUCACACAAUCAAGGCGCAGGAGUCAAACAUGCCUCUGCUCGACGCCAUAUUGGAAAAGAACAUCCGCCUGAUUGACUACGAGCGACUGAUGGACGAGUCGGGGCAACGAGUGGUGGCGUUCGGCAAAUACGCGGGAGUGGCGGGCAUGGUCAACAUCCUGCACGGGCUGGGCCUAAGGCUGCUCGCGCUCGGACACCACACGCCCUUCAUGCAUGUGGGCCCAGCGCACAACUACCGCAAUUCUUCGAUGGCGCGCCAGGCGAUCCGCGACGCGGGCUACGAGAUCGCGCUGGGGCUGAUGCCACAGUCGAUCGGUCCGCUGACGUUCGUGUUCACGGGCAGCGGCAACGUGUCGCAGGGCGGGCAGGAGGUGUUCCAGGAGCUCCCGCACGAGUACGUUCCCCCGGAGAUGCUGCCCAAGGUCGCGCGACACGGAGCUACGACCAAGGUGUACGGCUGCGAGAUCAGGAGGCGACACCACCUGGAGAGGAAGGACGGCGGUGGCUACGAUUCGGAAGAGUACAACAAGCACCCACAGAAGUUCAUCUCCACCUUCAGCAAAAAAAUAGCGCCGUACGCGUCGGUGAUCAUCAACGGCAUCUACUGGGCGGUGGGGUCUCCGAAGCUGCUGACGAUCCCGGACGCCAAGUUCCUGCUGCGGCCCGCCGACACACCGUGGAUCCAGAGCUCCGUGGGCUCCCCCGCGCUGCCGCACCGAAUGCUCGCCAUCUGCGACAUCAGCGCAGACCCCGGCGGUUCCAUAGAGUUCAUGAACGAGUGCACUACUAUCGAUACACCCUUCUGCCUCUAUGAUGCAGAUCGUAACAAGGACACCAAAAGCUUCAAAGGGCCAGGAGUGCUGGUCUGCUCCAUCGACAAUAUGCCAACGCAGCUACCUCGAGAGUCCACAGAUUUCUUUGGGGACCUACUGUAUCCUUUUACGUACGAUAUUUUGCAGUCGAACGCCCGAGCGCCUCUCGAAGAGCACAACUUCUCGCCCGCUGUCUAUGGGGCCAUCAUCGCAAGCAACGGGAAGCUUACGAAAAAUUUCGAAUACAUCAUCGACUUACGCGAGAAGAACAGCCGUAGCAGGCAGAAGGCUAGUGCGGAUUCGUCGACCCCGCCCAAGAAGAUCGUCGUGCUGGGAGCUGGCUUCGUCAGCGCGCCAGUUGUCGAGUAUCUAGACAGGGAGGAGAACGUCGAAAUCGUCCUCGCGUCGGCGCUGAAGGACGAGGCGGACGCGGUGGCGUCGCGCUACGCGUCGGUGCGGCCGGUGCUGGUGGACGUGCUGGACCGGCCCGAGACGCUGCGCGAGCUGGUGGCGUCCGCCGACUGCGUCGUCUCGCUGCUGCCCUACCGCCUGCACCACGUCGUCGCCGAGGCGUGCAUCCACUGCCGCGUCAACAUGAUCACCGCCUCCUACUGCACGCCCGAGAUGGCCAGCCUUCACCAGCAAGCCGUCGAUGCUGGAAUAACAAUUGUUAACGAAGUUGGUCUAGAUCCUGGAAUAGACCACCUUCUUGCCAUGGAGUGCUUCGAAGAAAUUCACCAAGCUGGAGGCAAAGUGGAAUCGUUCAUUUCAUACUGCGGAGGCUUGCCGGCUCCCGAGUGCUCCGACAACCCACUGAGGUACAAGUUUAGCUGGAGCCCGCUCUCUGUCCUAAGGAAUGUUAUGGGCACAGCGCGGUAUACUAUGAAUGGCAAGGUGGUGGACAUCCCGGAGGGCGGCGCGCUGCUGUCCGAGGUGCGCGACCUGGACUUCCUGCCCGGCUUUGCGCUGGAAGGUUUCCCGAACCGCGACUCCACCAAAUACGCCGAGCUGUACGACGUGCGAGAGGCGCACACCAUGCUCCGCGGCACGCUGCGCUACAGGGGUGCGCCUCCAGUCCACGUUUCCUCUUUACCACCAGCUGUCCACCACCGGCAAGCUCUAACCCUCGUUUCGCUUUCAGGCUUCUCCGACACCAUGCAAGGCAUCCUACUGCUCGGGCUGCUCGACCCCAACCCGCAUCCCGUGCUGCACCCUAAAGGUCCUGAGAUCACUUGGCGCCAGCUGAUCUGCCACCUGCUGGGCCUCACGGACCCGUCCAUCUUCUACGACAACCUGAAGACGAAGCUCGUGGAGCGGUUGGGCGGCGAGGGCACCGCGAGGGCGGACGCGCUCGAAGCGCUGGGGCUGCUGGAGGAGGCGCCCGUCAAGCGGCUCGGCACGCCGCUCGACACGCUCUCUUACUACCUCUCCAAGAAGCUCUCCUUCGAACGCACGGAGCGCGACCUGGUGAUCCUACGGCACGACGUGGGCAUCCUGUGGCCGGACGGGCGGCGCGAGAAGCGUGGAAUCAACAUGGUGCUGUACGGCACGCCGGCGGGGCACUCCGCCAUGUCUCGCGCUGUCGGCAUCCCCACCGCCAUCGCCACCAAGAUGCUGCUCGACGGUGAGAUCCAGCGCCGUGGAAUGGUGCUGCCAUUCAGCGCGGACAUCUACCGGCCCAUGCUGGCUCGCCUAAGGGCCGAAGGUUUCCAGACCUUCGACAGGUCCACCAUUCUCUGACCAGCUCCCUGCUGAGGUCACGUCACUCCUUCGUGCAAGAAACAUAAUUCACAGUCUGCAUAUUCUACCGUCGUUCUCAAGACUGGACUGACAUACAUUAACUUCGCUGGAAGCAAGAUGAGGCAUGGUCCUCAGUAAACAUACCAUCAUGGAUUACAUGACGAAUUACCACACCACCAAAAUAAAGACUUCUUACUCAAAUCUACAAGUGUAUUAGAAGCAUGGCGGUCUAGAAAAUUAAAAAUGCGCUGAAGCUUUGUUACAGUAGCAUCUACCAUGUAUGUAUUCAAAUAUGUGUCACAGGACCAAUAUUGCGCCACAUAUUUCACCUGAAACAGUGCUCUCAGUGUUUCACAUUAUUUCUUUGGUCCGUCCACGCUUUUUCAGUUUUAACCUCUCUCGAAUUUAAAUAAAGUGCACUGGCCAGCCACUAUA